CGGUGAUUUGUAUGAGGGCGGAGGCGUGCCCGCCGUCAGAAGGAGGAGUUGAAGGUAUAGCUUUGCUAGAGGGGGGGCUGAGAGGACGGCCGAAGGACUCGACCAGCUUCGCCGGCGCUCUGGGCAAGGCCGUCGGAGCUAUGACCAAUCGGUGAGGCACUGGCGAAGCCGGGGAAGCCGGCGACACGACGGAGUGGCUCCUUAUGGCGGUCUGUCAGGGUAUACGGUCACAUGUGGCUGUGCUGUUUGCUCUGUGUGCCUGCAGGAAGCAGAGAACAAAGGAUUCUGCUGACAAGAAGGAACAGCGACAGUCGGUGAGUGAGUGGCCAUGUCAAUCAUUCUAGAAAAGUCGUCGGAUACCUCCGACACCCUUCGCCCGGCAUGUCUGUCUCGUCUGCCAGGACACGGGAGACCCACCCACUCUGCCUUUGAAGGGCGUUGGUGGUUCGCAGAAGGCCUCCGGCGUCAGUAGCAGCUGCGGGAUGUCCCCCCCGACGGCCAGCGAGGCGUGUGUGGACAACCAGGACAGUCUCAGCACCGAGUGCGACUCUGACGGGGCGUGCUCGAGCCACAGCCAGACCACCACCAACACACACGGCCGCUCCGGGAACGGGCUGGACGACCGCUCCCUGACGGCAUCACCCAUUCGCGACCCCCUCCAGGCACCCACUACGGACAGCUGCAAGCCGGCCGGCGCGGGCGGCGGAGGCGGCGAGAUUUUGGACCAGGAUGCGGACGGACCGAGCUCGUCUUCGUGCUCAUCCACGGCCGCGUCGCGUCGCUCGCGUCACUCGCUGUCGCAGCACUUUUUGCUGAACUGCAAGGGGGUGGGGCUGGGCAUGGGCGAGUUGGGGGACAUCCAGGCCGACGGGCGGGACGAGGACGGCGGUACCAGCUCGGGCGACGACGGACACGGUGGUGCCGUGGGUGGGGCCUCCUUCCCUCUCACACCGUCGGGUGGCAAUGGGUCCGUCAAGACGGCACAGCAGGGCGUGCAGGCCACCGCCCCUUUGGCGGGUGCGGCCGGUCGCAAAGGCAAGGAGGGCGGGGGAGGGGGCAAGGGCGGGAGCGGCAAGGGAGACGAGGGCGAUGACAAGGGCGGCGGCACCAGCACUAGCGCAUCUGCGUCCGCGUCGGCAUCAGCGGCGGCCACCAAGGGCGGCGGUGCCAGUGUGGCCAACAUGCAGAUCAAGACCAACCACGCCGCCAACGCCAACCCUUCGCUCGGUGCCAGUGCCAGCGCAUCGGCCUCUGCGGCGGCUGCAGCUGCCGCCGCCAUGCCACCGCCCCGCGCCACCCGCCUCACCGAGCCAGAUUACCGCCGCAUCACCUACUACUCCAACCGUGUCAAGACUGCACUCGGCCGCGUGCUGGCCCACCAGGCCACGCUCCGGGCUGGCGCCCAGACGGGAGGAGGAGGAGGAGGAGGCGGCGGGGAGGAGGGCGGCGGCGGGGCCAGUGCGGCUGCCGCUGCCCCUGCUGGUGGUGGUGGUGGCGAUUGUGGAGGAAAGGGCAAGGGGGGCAAGGCCAAGAAGGGGGACAAGUGAAGGUAGGUGAGCAAAGUCAUCUCUUGCCACCCGCGAGUUACACACACUGGACAGACAGACCGAUACGAUACGUGUGUUGUGUUGUGUUCAAUGUCAGGUUGUUUCCUCGCGCGUCCGCCUGAUUUGCCGGUUCCGUUCGUGUGGUUAACGCCACUGAUGGAUGGAUCUCCCCCACUCUCUCCCCCCCUCUCUCCCUCUGCAUCUCUCUCUGCCUGCCUGCCUGCCUGCCUGUCGUGUGUGUGUGCGGUGAUACACCGCACCCACCGCGACCACCAUCGUAGCCUGUAGUAACGACCGGACUGUCGACCGAACGGCUGGCGUGCGUGUUGUUGUGUUGUUUGCGUGGAUGUGUACGUGCCUGCCUGCCUGCCUGCCUGCCUCCCCCCUCUUGCCCAUCCAAUCCAUCGUGUGUGUGCGUAAUCCUCUCCUCUCUCGCCGCCUGGUGCCUGCCUGCCUGCCUGCCUGUCUCCUAGCUGAUACGGACGGAUGGCGGGUGUGUUGGCGGGCAGAGAGGGGGGCGGGGCGGCAUGCGUGAGUACUUGAGGGUCGGAGAGGGGAGGGGGAAAAGGUGGGUUGGCGGGGCUGCUGUGAUAUGGCGUGGAGUGGCUCUCGUACUCUCGUUGUGUAUGUGGGUAUGUAUGCGGCUAUGUGGGGGGGUGAGUGAGUGGUGUCUGGCUGCAACUUUCUGCCUGUGUGUCGUCCCUCCCUCCCUACGGCAACACUGCCUACCUUCCACUUCUCUGCCUGUCUGUCUGUCCGUCUGCGUGUCGUGUCCAUGCGCCACUUUCGCCCUUUUUGUGGCGAGGACACCCAUCUGGACGCGCCCACGGGACGGACGGACGAACGGACACACACGGUGGUUCCUCUAGUUUCACAAACAGCACAGCAGAGAGAGGGGGCGGCACACACGGUGAGGUAUUUCUUUGAAGCAUGGCUGUGCCUGGCUGGCUGGCUGGCUGCUGUGUUACGGAAAUGAGAGGGUCUGUCGGGUGUUUGGCCGGGUGUGGUGGCUGACGGAUGGAUGGAUGGAUGGACGGAAGUGAUUUGAUUUUGUUGAGAGAGAGGCACACGAAGAACAGACAGACAGACGGGGAGGGAGGAGGGCGGAAGUGACACACACCAACAAAGACACCCCACCCCCCACACCCACUCGCACACACACACCACCGACCAGGAGGUAGCUGCGUCCUCUGUCUCUGCAACACAUACGGUCUCUCUCUUGGCGGCGUGUGUGGGUGUGUGGGUGUGUUCGUGUGGUGUGGUGGCUGCGGUGCCUAAGUGGGUGGCCUGGCUGGCUGAGUGGGCGGCGAAGAAAGGAAGAACGAAGGAAGGAACGGUUUCAUCGCAGCCAGACCUCUCUCCCUCUCUCCUUUCCUCUCUCUCUCCCUCUCUCUCUCUCUCUCUCCCGCGGUUGCUGGUGCCUGACUGCAUGGGGCGGGUGGGGUGGGUGCAUGCCAACGUAUGUGGGCGUGUGCGUGGAUGCAUCGGACGGACGGACGGACACGGACACAAACACUACACAGGGGUUCGUCGGGUGGUUAACACCUACCUGCCAUUAUUCUUCAUCUUCUCGUGAGCCGACGGAGUCAAUGCGUGGAUAAAGAGAGCAACCACUUCUGGCAGACAGACAGACAGACAGACAGGAGGGAGAUAGGUGGGUGACCUGAGCUGACGAGAAGAGGGAGCGAGCAACCACCACCACUCGCCCCGGCAUCUACAGUUUUGCGGAGAGAGGCCGAGAAGGGGAGGGACCUGACUGACUGACUGACUGUCCGUGUGUGUGUGUGUGUGUCUGUACACUAUAGGCGAGCGCUGCAUGACACCCAUCUGCCCGUCUUGAUCACGGAAUGGAAUGAUGCAAUAUUGGUGUCCAGUGUGUCUGUCGCGGCUCCCCGCAACACGUGCCUUCCACGCCGGCGAGGGCAUUGAGGCUCCAGGCCAACAAAAGGCCUGGAGAGACCUUGCCUUGUCUCGUUGGAAGGCAUGUGGCAGGGGGAUCGUGACGCGUCCACACUAGCCUAACCGUCCGUACUCACCGCGCACAAUCUGUCUGUCUGGCACAGAUUUUUUGUUCCAAGAGCAGAAACAGGUCACAUGGUCCUCUCUCUCUGUCUCUGCCUCUCCCUCCCUCCCUCCCUCCCUCCCUCCAUCUGUCUUUCUGCUUCCUUGCGCUUGUCUAGCGGCUUUGCGAGAGCGUUUGGGCGUGGGCGUGAGGGUGUGGCUGUGUGGUUGACUGGCUGGCUGCAUGCCUGGCUGGCUAGUUGACCCCAUGGAUGGAUGGACAAUCGACGACAGACACUACAUCACAUCGGUUUCAAGCCAUACGUACGAUACGAGUGUACACGCCUACCUGCGGCAGGCAGGCUGGUGAGCAGUGGGUGGCCUAGAGCUUUCAACGGCCGGCCGUCCGCCUUCACGACACGAGUGAGUGACUAACUUAAGUACUUGACUAACUGGCUGAGGGAUACUGACUGACUAGGGAAAGUUAAC
Messenger RNA from Vitrella brassicaformis, 4037 nucleotides. The record is from the annotation of a GenBank genome assembly. Lineage: Eukaryota; Vitrellaceae.